AUGUAUGUGAAAUGGUUUGAUACAGUAAUGUUUUACUAUGUGAUUUUAGUGAAUGUCACUUUUUGUCAUUUUCAAAUUUCCCGCCGUUCUGUCCCCCGUACGUCCCGACGCUCGCAGAGGACGGAACCCAGAUGACAGAUGUCGGCAUCCGCCAGAUUACAUUGCCGGGGACACUGCAGGAGGGACAUCGCCGGGGGCGCAGGGCAAGGUAAGUGAUCGAGGGAUCGCGGAGCAGCGCUGCAUGGUAAGCCCGAGUGUAGCUCGGGGUUACCGCUUGUGCUACACUCGGGAAUACCGCCAGGGGGGU
Molecule: messenger RNA, 307 nt
Organism: Staurois parvus
Lineage: Eukaryota; Metazoa; Chordata; Amphibia; Anura; Ranidae
Source: the annotation of a GenBank genome assembly